Messenger RNA from Neurospora tetraspora, 921 nucleotides. Its product is annotated as BTB/POZ protein. The record is from RefSeq and is a predicted model, not a curated record. Bases 1 to 921 code for a protein of 306 amino acids. Lineage: Eukaryota; Fungi; Ascomycota; Sordariomycetes; Sordariales; Sordariaceae. Gene Ontology annotation, molecular function: protein binding. The transcript has 2 exons.
AUGGACAAGCGGUUUUUGUCCUCCGACGAAAAACUCCUCGAGAGCGGCCUGUUCUCAGAUGUCACCGUUAGGUGCGGCGACAGAACAUGGAACCUGCACAAAAACAUCCUCUGCUCGCGCAGCAUCUGGUUCGAAAAGGCCCUCACCGGCAACUUUGAAGAGGCCAAAUCCGGCAUCGUCAACAUCGAGAACUUUGAGCCCGAAGCCAUCGACAUUCUCAUCCGGUACAUCUACACCGGCAUCUGCGACAUCUCCGCCCUGUCCCCCACAACCAAGACCAACUUCGUUUCCUGCUUCGAAGUCUACACAGUGGGCGACUACUUCGCCCUCUCCUCCCUCACCAAAAUCGCCCUGGACACCCUAACCACCGAAUUUGACUCCAAAGUUGCUCCCCUCCAACUAAACUACGACUCCGGCUCGCCUACUUCAGACGGCAACGGCGUCUCCCCCGACUGGCUCCCCGAACUCUUCGAAGCCAUCCGGCUCGUCUACAACGAGGUCCCCCUCUCCGACACCGCGCACACAACGCCCCGCAUCCGCGCCGCGUUCUUAUCCUUCGUCCAUGCCGCCCGCUUCUACUUCCUGCAAAACGAGCACUUCAACGCAUUCCUCGACCAAGUCCCCGCGCUUGCGCUAGACGUCUUUCGCGCCAUGCGUAACACGGGCGACUUUAUCGCCAACCUACCCGAUGCUCAUUGUUCGUUCUGCAAGAGCAAGCCGACUCGGGCCGAGAAGGGGUAUUAUACCCAUUUGGCGACGGAGAAGUUGAAGCUAACGGCGAGCUGCUCGACGUGCGCGGGUAAGAGGGAUUUUAGCGCUGGAUGGACGGAUUGGAGCGGGAAGGUCAGGGCCGGGAAGGAGAAGACGGAGAGGGAGAAAGCGGCGACGACGGCGACGGGAACGGGAUCGGCGUUGGGUUAG